UGGAAAAACAGAGGAGAGAACGUGAGUAACUCUCGAUAAUCGAAGCUCCAACCGAAAACUUCCAGUGAGUCAAACGAGCAUCUACUACCAACUGCGACGCUGAGGUUCUAAGCGAAGUACUGCUCACUCACGGUGCUGCUGUCGUGGAAGCAGAGGCAGGAGCUGCUCUGGCUGAACAUAUCUGAACACUGUGCAGGGACCCGACUCAGUUAGUCCACCGUGAGUCCAAUGGGCUGACGGGAGUUGGACACUGGACAGGUUUCUUCAGUACUUUGAGUCGUUUCUGUUCCGCGAAUGAAGAAGUGAACUUCUGGCGAACGCAAUCAUGGCUGUCCAGACUGGCAUUCAGGUUUGGUUCAGCGAGAAGUUCGACGCCCCCCUGCUGAGUCCCAGGUGCCCCCGCAGCCCAUUGGCUCAGCGGCACGGCCCCGGCCUCUCCAACGUUUUCCAGUAUGACCAGUGGCUGGCGGUCCGCCACGAGGCCACGCUGGUCCCAAUGCAGGAGGACCUGGCCAUCUGGCUCAGCGGCAUGUUGGGAGAGGAGGUGAGAGCCGAACUGUUCAUGGAGGAGCUGGAUAACGGCGUGAAGCUCUGCCAGCUGAUCGGCGCCCUGCAGACCAAGGUCGCCCAGACCUGCCCCACAGCCCCACCUAAGCUCUUCCCAACCAGGAAGGUGGCCUGUAAGCGUGACGCCUCCCCGGGUUCUUUCUUCGCCCGGGACAACACAGCCAACUUCCUGGCCUGGUGCCGGCACGUCGGCGUGGACGACACCUACCUGUUUGAGUCAGAGGGCCUCGUGCUGCACAAGGAGCCUCGGCAGGUGUGCCUGUGUCUGCUGGAGGUCGGCCGGAUCGUCUCCAGAUACGGGGUGGAGCCGCCCGUGUUGGUGAAGCUGGAGAAGGAAAUCGAGCUGGAGGAGACGCUGCUGAUGACGGAAGAGCCUCCCGCCGCGGUGAAAACCUUCAGCGUGUGCUGCCAGCACGGGGCGCUCUACCAGCCGGAGGAGCUCAGCGUGGAUGACCCGCCCUGUAACUGCUCCAACAAGGUGUCCAUAGAGUACCUGUCAGAGGGACGCUACAGACUGGGCGAUAAGACCAUCUUCAUCAGAAUGCUGCACGGCAAACACGUGAUGGUACGAGUCGGCGGGGGCUGGGACACCCUGAGGGGCUUCCUGACAAAGUACGACCCUCUGCGGGAGCUGCAGUUCACCACACUGGAGCAGAAGAUCCUGGCCUUCCAGAAGGGCCCACCUGGUUUGGGCGGUCACCGUGCCAACAACGCUCCACCUCAUAUGGACCCUCUUGCUGCAGUUAAUGGCCUCAUCUCCUCCUCUGCUUCCUCCUCUUCCUCCUGCUCUUCAUCAGCAUCUGCACCCCCUGUAGGACAGAGCUGCCGCUCAUGCAUCCCCUCCCCUGCCUGCACCCCCAUCCUGGCGAGGAAAGGUUCUGCUGCUGUACUGAAGAAAGACCUCCAGAUGGUGCCGUCCUCCCCCAGGAAGCCCACCCAACUCCCCCUACCUUUCCCCACCAAAGGCUUCUCUUCUCUGCCCUCCUCACCUGUGAGCAGCUCUAGCAGGCGGGCCCCCAGCCCGGGCAGUCACCACAGAGCCCUGACUCCAACAGCUCCCCCUGUGGAGCCAAGCUCCGCCUCAAAGCUAAAGCCCCGCCCACAUGGUCCUACCGGCCAACCCAGGAGCCCGGUCUGUCCUGAGCCUUCCUCCAAAUGCCCCAAACCUUCCAGCCCAUGUACCUCUCCCACUACUGCACACAUGUCCCGUCCCACCACCGUAUCUGCCCCCAAAGACGUUAAGCCUUCCUCGGGCGCCAGCCAGCGCUCCCGCCUUGCACAGAGGCGCCCCGGCUCUCCGGCGUCACGCCUCCGUCUGGAGACGAUCAGGAAGGCCAGGUUAGCCACAAGGACUGUGCCGGUACAAAAACCGGUACCUCGGCAGUCCCCGACCCCCUGCUCCCAGGUUGGCUCCUCCCGUGCCCCGACCCCCUGCUCCCAGGUUGGCUCCUCCCGUGCCCCGACCCCCUGCUCCCAGGUUGGCUCCUCCCGUGCCCCGACCCCCUGCUCCCAGGUUGGCUCCUCCCGUGCCCCGACCCCCUGCUCCCAGGUUGGCUCCUCCCGUGCCCCGACCCCCUGCUCCCAGGUUGGCUCCUCCCGUGCCCCGAACCCCUGCUCCCAGGUUGGCUCCUCCCCUGCCCUGACCCCCUGCUCCCAGGUUGGCUCCUCCCCUGCCCUGACCCCCUGCUCCCAGGUUGGCUCCUCCCGUGCCCCGACCCCCUGCUCCCAGGCCGUGUCCCCAGCAACAGUAACUUCUAUCUGCUCCAUGUCAAAGGUUAAAAUCAAGGUGGCCUCUGCCAUCCCUGGGCCGGUCCCAAGUUUUGCCUCCUCUUCCUCUAAAGGUAAUCAGAAGGCCCCACCCACAUCACAGAGGACUGUGAGAAAACCAGCAGCUCCAGGGAACCCCAGCACAAAGACGAUACUGAAGUCUGAUGCAACGGCAACUCAAACCACAACCUCUCAGAGAAACCCAGUGAAAGCUGCAGAGAAGAUCCCACAGAGCAAGGCCAGGAGUGACAAGCCGUACUUUGAAAUGACCACUAGGAGGAAGCAGAGAGCCUGAAACGGCGCCCUCUAAAGACUUCAUGAAACCAGCAGCAGCAGUUGUUGGUGCUCAGACUUUAUUGAUAUCAUCUCUAAUCCUUGUCUCUGAUCAUGUCUGUAAUUUUGUUUUUGAUUUAUUCUUUUUAAUGUUUAUUUAAUAGUCUUUAAUUUGUUUUUUUAUCUAACUGUGGUCUCUUUAGAGAUCAGAUUUACUUUAAUAAACUCAAACUUGCACAAUGUUUACAUUUAAUUCUGAUAAGAUUUAAAUCAUAAAUGGUUUUAGAGGGAAAUUAUGUUCAACAUGCUACAUGAAACCUUUUAGACCCAACUCAUGAAUAUAGUUGGUUUAAGAUGAGUUUUACAUAAACUUCUGUCUUUCCUUAGCAGGUUACCAAAGUUGGGGGGAAAAAAAAACAACUAGGAAUCAUGCUUGAAUUAUAUUUAUAUUUUUCUGAGAUUCCAGUUUCAGCUUGUGAAAACGACCGGUUGUCAGGCCACCUAAAAAGUAAUCAACGCCUCAGUUUCUCCACAUUUUGUCUCAACCUAAUUGCAAAAUUAACAAUUUUUCAUAUUCGGCUUCAACUCUAACUCGUCUGUUUGCCCUGUUGCUGUUACAGAAAAACCUUCCCACAGGGUGAAGCUGCCACUGCCAUGCUUCACAAUAUGGGGUGGUAUUUACCAGAUGGUGCCUUUUUUUUAUUUUUUAUUUUUAUUUUUAUUUUUUUUGUACUCUGGGUCAAGGCUGCAACAUAAUGUGGAGCGUUAGCUGUAAAUACUUUCUGGAUGUUCUGAACACCAGAUCCUGUUACUGGAGGUUGUUACUGCAGACUCCUUCCUGUCUUGUGCCUUUAAACUGAAAUCCUGCGUUCCUUCGCUACAUCGAGCAGUUAACACACUUUGAACACACUGUGUGUGACUUUUGCUUAUUGAAAGAAACUACUGAUCAGAUGCCUUUUUUUUCUUUCUUUCUCCUGAAUCAAACACUGAGCAAACAGCAUUUAGACCAGAAUCUACUUUGUGGAACUUUUCCUUUUUUUUUGUGGUCUAAAAUUCUAGGUUUUUUAAAUAUUUUUUGUGUGUUUUAUCAAAAUUUAUUUCUUGGCACUUUAUAGAGAACUUAUGUUGAAUGUCUGUUUUUGUCUGACUAAUAAAUGGAUGUUGGUUUUAGA
This is a messenger RNA of Gambusia affinis (western mosquitofish), 3779 nucleotides long. It is a transcript of the gene gas2l3, whose product is annotated as growth arrest-specific 2 like 3. Gene Ontology annotation, cellular component: actin filament. NCBI's taxonomy places the organism in Eukaryota, Metazoa, Chordata, Actinopteri, Cyprinodontiformes, Poeciliidae. The transcript is spliced from 10 exons. The record is from RefSeq and is a predicted model, not a curated record. Gene Ontology annotation, molecular function: cytoskeletal adaptor activity; actin filament binding; microtubule binding. The coding region runs from base 326 to 2629 and encodes 767 amino acids. Gene Ontology annotation, biological process: actin crosslink formation.